GCUCUGGCUACCUCGCACUCUGCACCAUAGUCAUCUUCAAUAAACACACUCGCGAGUCACACAUCCGCGACGGUGAAGCGUGAACACGCGUUCAUUCACGAUUUUAAUCACAUUGCGUUUUAUUUAUUACGGAACUUUUAAAAAGUAUAAUAUUGAAUAUGAGGGUGUUGAUAAUAGCAACAGCAAUAACAUUACUGGUUGUGGAAAUAUUAGCCAGACCAGAACCGCCAGUUAGUCAAUACUUACCCCCAAAUCAGCUUUAUGGCCCGCCGCAGAGACCUAGUCUAAGUAACCCGAUUGCUUCGCCAGCUAAUUUCGGAAUCAAUCAGUACCUACCUCCUAACCAACAAUAUGGACCACCUGGUGCUGGCGGCGGUGGUGGUAGCGGUGGAUACGGCGACGAAUCAAACGGACCGGCUAAAUACGAUUUCGAAUGGAUGGUGUACGAUCAGCCGUCGGGUAAUGAUUUUGGUCAAAAGGAGAGUCGCGAUGGCGACGUGACACGAGGAAUGUAUUACGUACUACUUCCGGAUGGACGUCGACAAAGAGUUGAAUACGAAGCAGAUCGUGAUGGUUACAGACCGAAAAUUUCAUAUGUACAAGAAGGAACAGGAAUCGGUGGUGGAUAUCCUGGAGGAACUGGACCAAGUGCUGGUGGUAGUGGUGGUUAUCCAGGCGGUUAUCCCAGCGGUACAGGUGGCGGUUACAAUUAUUGAAUUAUCGAUUAUCAUAUUCAUAUAUAUAAAAUUUACACAAAAUUACCUCCAUCAAUUUCGAGCAUUAAACCAAUUCAAAAUAAGCAGUAAUGAAAACUUUAGAAAUUUCCGCAAACCCUAAAAAAUCUCCCAUAAUAUUUAAUAUCAUAUCACAUUGAAAUAAUUUUCAAUAAAUAUCACAAACGACAGUUAAUACAUUCAUGCAUUUAAACUUUAUACGGAAAGAUCAAUUUCAAGACAGUGGAAAUAAAAAUUUCUUUUGCCCCCCAAAAAGAAUUUCAAGUAUUAAAAAAAAAUAACUUCCUAAUCAAAUUCUUGUCUUGUAUCUUAACAAAUUUACGAUACGAAACUUCCUUUUCCUUGCUUACACUUGAAAGAAAUUUUUCUUUCCGGGUGAUUAUUAGAUUCUAGUCUUUUUCGCAGCCAGAGGGUUUGCUGGUCUAUAAAGUCUUACUGCUUCUGGUUGAAAUCGAAUUGGAGCAACCCCACCUGUAGAAAAUAAGCAUAGAAUUGUACAGUACAUUUUUUCCCCUCUCAAUUUUUUUUUCUCCUAUAAAAAUCUAAUUUUUGCUCAAUAAUAAUAUUUGGAUUUGUUUUUAUUUUUUGAGAUCGCAAUCAAAAUAAUUCAUGAAAAUAAAAAAUCUCUGUAACAUAGUUCAUUGCAUACGCGAUCGAAAUAAUACAAUGUAUAUUAAACAUUAUUAUUAUUAUUAUUAUUAUUAUACAUAUAUAUAUAUAUAUGAAUGUUAUGGAUUCGUGUAUAUGCAUAUUUUCAUGUAAGCUAGGCAGUUACUGUGUUUAUGUAAUA
Leptopilina heterotoma is the source of this 1524-nucleotide messenger RNA. Its product is annotated as pro-resilin-like. The transcript is spliced from 3 exons. Gene Ontology annotation, cellular component: extracellular matrix. The record is from RefSeq and is a predicted model, not a curated record. Lineage: Eukaryota; Metazoa; Arthropoda; Insecta; Hymenoptera; Figitidae. The coding region runs from base 159 to 716 and encodes 185 amino acids.